AUGUAUAAGAGGCGGUGGGUAGGGGUCAUCGCCAUUAUGAUCCUGAAUAUCGUGGCAGGGAUGUCGUUGGUGUGGUUCGGGCCGAUCGCGGAUGACACUGUCGACGAGUUUGGCUGGACACUUGACCAGGUUAACUGGCUCGGCAAUUGCGUCAACGUCGUGUACCUACCCUGCGCGGCCGUCGUGCCGUGGUUGUACUCUAAGCUCGGGCUGAGGCGAACAUGCUAUAUCGGGGCGCUCAUUUUCUUGGCAUCCGCGUGGAUACGGUACGCGGGGACGGCGGAUGGGCUGAGCACGGGUGGGAGCUAUGCGUUAGUCAUCGUUGGACAGAUACUUUCGGGCGUCGUCCAGCCCAUUUUCCAGGUGCUCAUCCCCGGCUACUCGGAGAAGUGGUUCGACCUGCGCCAGCGUACAACCGCGACGAUGCUCAUGUCAAUAGCGAACCCAAUCGGCGUGGCGGUAGGCCAACUUAUCUCACCCUUGAUCGGUACUCCGCGUGCAGGGCUCCUCGUCCUCGCGAUUAUCUACAGCGCAUCCCUCCCAUGUGUCUUCUUUGUCUCCGAUGCGCCGCCCACGCCGCCGACCCGUGCUGCGACUCAGCGGAAUCCGUCGUUCGCCAGCCUCGCGCGCGCAAUGCUCGGGCGCGAGCCGGUGGACCAGCCUACGUACAUGACGGUGCGCCAGCGGAUGGAUUUCGCGAUUCUGACAUUGGUGUUUGGGGUGCUCGUCGCUGCAGUCAGCGCGUUCUCAAUCUUGAGCGCGCAGGAUCUCGAGCCGUUCGGGUACUCGGACGACCUUGCGGGCCUGAUGGGCGCGACACUUCUCCUUGUGGGCAUCGUUACGACCGCGGUGACCGCGCCGCUCUUUGAUCGCGUCUUCACGCACCACCUCGCACUCACGAUCAAGGUGCUCUGCCCCAUCCUCGGAGGGGCGUGGCUGGCACUGGUUUGGGCUGUACACGAGGGGGACACGGGCGGGCUGUUUGCGUUGAUGGCCGUCAUUGGCGGGACGAGCCUGACGAUGCUGCCCGUUGCGAUCGAGCUUGCGGUCGAGGCGACGCGCAACGCGGACGCGAGCUCUGCGCUCCUCUGGGCAUCCUCGAAUCUGUUCGGCGUUAUCUUCGUGCUCGCGGAAGGCGCGCUGCGCGCAGGCCCCGACGCCGAUCCGCCGAAUAACAUGCGCAGCGCACUCAUCUUUCAGGGCGCUUUCGUCCUCGGUACCGUCUCGCUCGUCUACCUCAUUGAGGGCAGGCAGACGCGCCGUGCCGCAGACGAGCAGGCGCACGCGCGGCUCCGCCAGCAUGAAAUGGCCGAGACCCCGCGGCCUCCGCGCUCGCCAGCCUCGAUGAAGUCGCUGAGUUCACUAAAGGAGGCGGUAUUUACGACGGAGGAUACAGCUGCACUGUAA
Fomitopsis serialis is the source of this 1407-nucleotide messenger RNA. RefSeq names its product major facilitator superfamily domain-containing protein. Gene Ontology annotation, biological process: transmembrane transport. The transcript is spliced from 11 exons. Bases 1 to 1407 code for a protein of 468 amino acids. Gene Ontology annotation, cellular component: membrane. Gene Ontology annotation, molecular function: transmembrane transporter activity. Lineage: Eukaryota; Fungi; Basidiomycota; Agaricomycetes; Polyporales; Fomitopsidaceae. The record is from RefSeq and is a predicted model, not a curated record.